CUUGUCUAAUCAAUUAUUUUAUUUGACUGACCAUUCCGAGUUCGCUAUCUUUAACAGAAUAUACCAUGCAGCUCCAGCGCUCCACCGUUUCGGCCCGCGUGGCUUCGCGCGGCGCUCUGCGUGUGGCUUGCGUCGCCCGCCCAUCUAAGGCCGUUGUCGCCCAGAAGGUUAAGGAGACUAAGCUGAUGUCCACUGCCGUGCCCAUCGCCACGGUGGCCGCUGCCGGCGGUCUGUCGGAGGCGCUGCACGGCUACCUGGACCCUCAGGCCGCCUACUUCUCCACGCUGGGGCUGCCUGAGGCGCUGGUGCACUGGGGCCACCCCGGCAACAUGGCGGUGGUGCUGUUCGCCAUGGGCGGCUACGGGGCUGCCUACCUGGGCUGGCAGAUCCGCACCUCCACCGAAGGGGAUGUGGUGGCCAAGGCCAAGGACAUGCACCCCAAGCUGGCUGCUGGCAUGUUCUUCUUCUUCGCCGCGGGCGCGCUGGGCGGCAUGAUGAGCCUGAUCAUGCAGGGCAAGCCCAUCCUGGAGAGCCCCCACGCCCUCACCGGUCUGGCCGGCCUGGGUCUGCUGUCCGUGCAGUCGCUGCUGCCCGUGGCCUUCGCCAGCGGCACCGGCGAGGCGCGCACCGCGCACGCCUACUUGGGCUCGGGCAUCCUGGCGCUGUUCUUGGUGCACAUGGCCCUGGGCCUGAACCUGGGCUUCAGCAUCUAAACAAUGUCUGAGGGGAUACCAGCACUGGCACUGGUCUGGUAACUACCGUAUCACUGGCACUAGCACUGGUGGGGGCUAGGAGCCACCUGACUAGCUAGCUGCGAACCCGGCUGCGUGGGGUCGCGUGCUGGCUUGCAGCGCACAAGAUCGCCGGUGCGGAGAGGGAGAGGGAGCGUGAGAGCCGCGUGAAUUGACCAAGAGACGAGCGGAGCGGGCCAUUGCCCGCCUCACCAGCGCACCUUGGCUGGGGAAAUAAUGUGUGCUGCACAUGCAUCGGAGUUUGCUGAGAGCGGAGGAAACACGUGGGCGUGAUUCACGUGUUGGACUUUUGGCGAUCACUGAGAGACAAGAAGAGGGGGUAAGAGGUGCGCGACGCGAGAGAGAGCGACAGAGCGCUGAGAGAAACGGGAAGUGGGGUUCUUCGCUGGGAGUUGCCCCAUGCCUGACCUUUAUGACGUGACAACGUGCCAGCAUAUUGCUGGCGACUGCUGAUUGCACGCAGCCUUA
Messenger RNA from Chlamydomonas reinhardtii, 1220 nucleotides. RefSeq lists its product as uncharacterized. NCBI's taxonomy places the organism in Eukaryota, Viridiplantae, Chlorophyta, Chlorophyceae, Chlamydomonadales, Chlamydomonadaceae. The coding region runs from base 66 to 713 and encodes 215 amino acids. The transcript has 7 exons. The record is from RefSeq and is a predicted model, not a curated record. Gene Ontology annotation, cellular component: membrane.